AUGGGUAAAGGCAAAGAUUCGGAUUCGGGUGGCGGUAUACCCGAAGGCGAUUACGAAAGAGGAAAGAAGAUUUUCAAACAACGUUGUUUACAAUGUCACGUUAUUGACUCUAUGGCAUCUAAGACUGGUCCCUCACUGAAUGGAUUAAUUGGACGGACAUCGGGAACAGUACCUGGAUUCACGUAUUCGGAUGCAAAUAAGAACAAGGGAAUUGUUUGGUCUCGUGAGACAUUGUUCGAUUAUCUGCUCGAUCCGAAAAAGUACAUCCCAGGCACGAAAAUGGUAUUUGCUGGUUUGAAAAAAGCAGGAGAACGAGCUGAUCUGAUUAAAUACAUGGAAGUUGAAGGGGCAAAAAAGCCAUCUUGA
Messenger RNA from Necator americanus (New World hookworm), 366 nucleotides. RefSeq lists its product as uncharacterized. Gene Ontology annotation, cellular component: mitochondrial intermembrane space. Bases 1 to 366 code for a protein of 121 amino acids. The record is from RefSeq and is a predicted model, not a curated record. Gene Ontology annotation, molecular function: electron transfer activity; heme binding. Lineage: Eukaryota; Metazoa; Nematoda; Chromadorea; Rhabditida; Ancylostomatidae. The transcript has 3 exons. Gene Ontology annotation, biological process: mitochondrial electron transport, cytochrome c to oxygen; mitochondrial electron transport, ubiquinol to cytochrome c.